AUGCCGCACGACUUCAAGUUUCUGGCUCCGGAACCUAUAAACCUGGCGAAUAACGAGUCUACAUCUGACGACCGCCUGGUACCGACGCUGCACUUUGAAAAUGUGACGGUGGGCGGGUGCACCAUAGUCAACAGCCAAAACAACAAGUUUACAGUGUGGCAGGUGGAUCUGACGCUGGCGUCAAGCGGGCCUUUGGAACGCGGGAAUCCAAAAAUACAUGUUAACAAGCGUUACCGCGACUUCGUGGUGUUUCGAGAAAAGCUAAUGCAGGAGCUUCCGCCUGUAUUGCGGACCAAUGUGCCGGAGCUGCCACCCAAAAUUUCGUGGUAUGACGCUCUGCGCUACGAAGAUGCCAAUUUCAAAAGCAGCUGGCUAGCACGGCGACGUGCAGGGCUGGAACUGUUUCUGAACCAACUGCUAUUGAACGACAAAAUGUUGGAAGCAGCGCUAGAGUUGGUGAAACGGUUUUUAGAAAAGUAG
Lachancea sp. 'fantastica' is the source of this 480-nucleotide messenger RNA. NCBI's taxonomy places the organism in Eukaryota, Fungi, Ascomycota, Saccharomycetes, Saccharomycetales, Saccharomycetaceae. The record is from the annotation of a GenBank genome assembly.